AUGGAGAAGCUAUUACCACGUGAUAUUGCAUUAAACAUAUUUUACCGAUUACCUAUUCAAUCAGUCUUAGACUGCAAACUGGUUUGCAAGGCAUGGCGGAAUAUACUCAGCGGUCCUUCCUUUGCACGACAAAAUCUCCUCUAUCGACUUCAUGAUCAUGACUGCGGUUUCGUUUUAUUAACUGUGAAUUUCUUCGGCAACCUUUCACUUUGCUACCACGAGUAUGCAGCUGGUAACCAAUUCGUGGACAUGAAGAAGAUCAGUCAUCCGUCUGAUAAUGGUAGUUUUUUCAGAACUGUUAUUGGUUCUUGCAACGACUUGAUUUGUUGUGCAGUAAAUUGUAAUGGUGAUCCUACCUUUGUUUGUAACUCAAUAACCAAAGAAUACUACUGUCUCCCAGAAUUGAAUGCGGAAUCUCAGCUCUUUGUUCGUAGCGGAUUUGGUUACAAUCAUUCAACUGAUGAGUACAAGGUUGUUAGAAUUUUCGAAAAGGGUCGGGUUCAAGUAUCUACUCUUGAUGGUACAAGUGAUGGGUGGGUAGACAAAGAUGAAGUUAUCAGCUAUGAAUUUCGCACUCAAAAGGGUAUCUUUGCAAACGGAGAAACUUUUUGGUUGUGCAACGACUAUAGGACAAUAGUGGCCUUCAAUGUAGCUGAUGAAGAAUUUCGCGAGUUUGUCAAUUUGCCACCAUCGAUUAAAGCUGAGGACGCCGUGGUAGUAGCCCUUGUUGCCUUGGACAGAUGCUUGUGCGUUGUGGAAUGGUUGUAUGUAUUAAGGAAAAUGAAGUACCGUGAUUAUCAAGAAUCUACUAGUUAG
This is a messenger RNA of Papaver somniferum (opium poppy), 816 nucleotides long. Its product is annotated as putative F-box protein At3g16210. The record is from RefSeq and is a predicted model, not a curated record. The coding region runs from base 1 to 816 and encodes 271 amino acids. Gene Ontology annotation, molecular function: protein binding. Lineage: Eukaryota; Viridiplantae; Streptophyta; Magnoliopsida; Ranunculales; Papaveraceae. The transcript has a single exon.